Ceutorhynchus assimilis (cabbage seed weevil) is the source of this 1257-nucleotide messenger RNA. The record is from the annotation of a GenBank genome assembly. NCBI's taxonomy places the organism in Eukaryota, Metazoa, Arthropoda, Insecta, Coleoptera, Curculionidae.
AUGGUAGAAAAAGCUAUGGCAAUGUCGUCAGAUAUUCCAGGCACUUCGGGUCUAGAAAAGCGUGAAGACACAAACUCCGAACUACAAAACAGUUGUGAUAAAUUUAGUGAUAAUGAUCAUUUAAAACACAAUAUUGAUGAUAUUGAAGAGUUCGAAGACUCCGACGAUUCUGUCAAUGAUUUCGAUCAGCAAGAGGUGCCAUUACCAGAAAUUACAGAAGCAGAAACAAAUAAUACCAAUAUCACUAUAGUGGAAAAAUAUAAGGGCCGUCCGAAAAAGGGAAGAAAAAUAAAACAUGAAGGACAGGAUAGAGCAAAAAGGAAGAAACUGACAAACAGUAAUAAGCAAUAUUAUUCAGCUAAAGGAAAACUGGUUCAUCCAAAAGAAUUUGUUGAAUAUAUAUGUCCAUGUUCCAUGGAAUGUCACCAAAAAGUAUCUAUUGAAGAGAGAAGGCAGUUUUUUGACCACUAUUGGAACUUGGGAGACUAUAACGUUCAAACAACCUACUUAUCGACAUGUGUUAGGGAAGAAAAGAAAAAACGGGCACAUACUGCUGCCAGAAAUCCAGAAAAGCGACAAUUUUCCAGACAAUACUUUAUCAACAAACAUCUUGUUUGUAGAAAUAUGUUUGUUAAAACUCUCCAAAUCUCAACUAAACGCAUUAAUACAUCACUUUGCAAGAUAAGGAAAUUAUCAACACUUGACUUCCGAUGUGUUGCUGGUGGUCACAACAAAAUUUCUGAUGAGCAAAAAAAUUCGGUUAUCAGUCACAUUAAUAAAUUUCCCCGCUAUAAGUCUCACUACUGCAGAAUGAAGAAAGACAAACAGGAAUACCUAACAGAAGGAACGACACUUACAGUUAUGUACAAGUUUUACAAAGAUGAAAAUAACCUGAUAUUAUGGAGCGACUCCUGCGGAGGACAAAACCGCAAUAUCAAAAUGGUGCUUCUGUUAAAAUGUGCUGUUGAAGUAUCUACACACCUCAAAAGUAUAGAGCUGCGCUUUUUAGUAUCGGGACAUAGUUUUCUGCCCAAUCACAGUGAUUUUGGGGAUGUAGAAUGCGUUCUCAAAAGGCAAACUAAAAUGUAUUCGCCUGAGGAUUACAUCCAGGUUAUGAAAUCCUGCAGAAGGAAGCAUCCCAUUGAGGUUGUAUCUAUGGAAAAGAAAAACUUUGUGAGCACCAAGAUGCUCGAAAAAGAAAUCAUUAACAGAAAAAAAAAGCUGCGAAGAGGAGAAGAUCAACUGGUUGAAAAUUAA